Molecule: messenger RNA, 827 nt
Organism: Onthophagus taurus
Lineage: Eukaryota; Metazoa; Arthropoda; Insecta; Coleoptera; Scarabaeidae
Product: UPF0547 protein C16orf87 homolog
Source: RefSeq, a predicted model, not a curated record
CUAUAUUAUCAAAAUAAUUUACUGUCAAAUGAUAUGGUUAUGAAAUAUAAUGCCAAAACAUAAGAUGAUAGCCAAAGGUUGCCCGAAAUGUGAACAGCAAGUACCAGUGGCGUGCAAAGCAUGCCCUUGUGGGUAUUCGUUUUUCAAUGCAAGACGAACGAGCAAAGUUUUAUCACAAUCGGAUGAUCGACGUAGAACUCAACGUGUUCGUCGCGAAAAACCCGAUUAUUACGAUAUAUUAGAAUAUGAUAAACAAAUUAAGAAGAGGGGUUUGUUUAAGACAAAAGCAAGGAAUAGCGAAUGUGAAAAUGAUGAAGAUGGCAGUAAAAGGGAUGCGUCAAAACCCAGAAGGAAAAAGGUGAAAAAAGAGGAGGAAGAAGAAGAUGAUGUUAUGUUAGGUCUAAGUAUUGAAAAGCAAAAUCAAUGUGCUGUUAUCUUAGAAGAAUUAAACAGAAAAAUGCAACUGGUUAUGUGGAAACCAACAUAAAUGGAUGUUUAAAUAAAAUAGGUUUUUAAAUUUUAGAAAACUUAUAAUGACUCAUUUUUUUAAAUACAUUAAUAUGUUAUACUAUAACACAGUUUUGUAAAUCAAUGGAUUAAUUAAUGGUGUAACUGAUUACAUAAAUAUAUAUAAAUACAUAUAUUAUUUUAAAAAUUGAAUUAUUAAUUAAUAAAGUACUAAUAAAGUUGAAUAUGCACAAUACUGUACCACUAAAACAAUGUUAUAAAUUAAAUAUGUUAAUUAAAAGCAUUCCACUACGGAAGACAUAGAUAUAAAGAUAAUCAAUUGGCAAGGAAUUAUAUUCUUUUCAUUUUUUGGACGGUAA